Molecule: messenger RNA, 4896 nt
Organism: Gordionus sp. m RMFG-2023
Lineage: Eukaryota; Metazoa; Nematomorpha; Gordioida; Chordodea; Parachordodidae
Exons: 11
Coding region: 1-4896 (1631 amino acids)
Biological process (GO): neuron projection development; calcium-mediated signaling; actin filament organization
Cellular component (GO): cytoplasm; postsynaptic density; actin cytoskeleton
Molecular function (GO): actin filament binding
Source: RefSeq, a predicted model, not a curated record
AUGCUCCAACUCAAAACGUUAACAGGGAGUGACAGAGAUUAUAUUAUAGAAUUGAAUCAAAAUUAUAGCAGUACCCAGAAUUCUAAUGAUAGUAGAGGAAAAGUUGCAAAAAUGAGGAAUAAAUUUCAAGAUUUGUUAAAUGAGGUAUAUAAAAAUCAAUCUAACUCUAAACCUCAAUAUACGGAGGCAAAAUCUCUAAAUGAAAUUGAUUACCUCAAAAAAAUAUCAACUAAUCAAGGUGAGAAAACCUUGAAUAAUUCAAAUUUAUUGGAUGGACAGCCAGUGUUUCCUAAAAAUUUAGGAUCCUUACCUCCAUUUUUAUUAAAAGCAUCUAUUGGAACCGGUCUUACAUCCCCGACUAAUCAUAAAAAUUUAACUUUUAAUAUAAAUAAAACCACAUUCAAAACGGAAAACUCUAAGGCAAACAUUAAUGAAAACAACAAUAUUAUAGCAAUAAAAGGCUCCCAAAACAAUAAUUUGGAAAAACUUUCUGAAAGUGUAUUCAGUAAUGGUUAUAUUCAAAAUUCUGAUAAAAAUUUAUCCAGCGCAAAAUUUUACAAACAAGUUCAAAAUAAAAUCAAGAAUGAUUACGAUAUAAAUGAAUAUAAUUUAAUCGGAAAACAAAAUUCCUUUGUUAAUACUACUACCAGCAAAAAUAAAAUCAAUACUGACCAAUUAGUUAAAGAAAAUAAGAUGUGCAAUGAUUCCUUAGAAACAAAAAUUAAAGAUUUUAAAUUUUCAUUUUCUCAACCCAUUAAUUAUAUUAACAAACAAAUAGAUGAUGCAUCCGAAUAUAGAAACAACUCUGAUAAACUCAAAUUAAGUUUUUUUAAUCAACCGAACCUGGCAGUAAAUUUGCCAUUUAUGCCCUUAUACGUUGAUAGAUUCCACAGUAAAGGAAACAAUAUUCAAUAUACAAAAAAAAAUUAUCCUUAUGAUAAUAAUUCGGAUAAUUAUUUAAAUCUUUCUGAUUAUGCAUCAGCAUCAUCUAAAGUCAAUAUUCAUAAUAUCGAUACCCUUAAUGGCCACAUGGAUUUUGUAAAAACCAAAAAUUUCAACACUUGUUCAGAACCAAUUAAAUUUAUUCCUCCUAAAUCUAUGGUUCAUGACACUUAUUUAAGCAACGAAUUAUCAGCAUUUAAUAACCAGAAUGAAACUGAUAAAAAUCAAAAGCUUGAUAAAGAAACUUGCAAUCUCAUUACAUCUCUAGCUUAUUACCGUACACUAUCCCCGACAUUAUUGAAAGCUAAUUAUAAUGAAAAUACAAAGCUUACAAAAGAUAACAAGGCAAAUAUCUUUGACUCAAACAAAGACAAGAGCCUAAAGCUUAAGGAAACACUUAAUGAAGGUAUCUCGAUCUUAUCAUUCCCACUUUCAAUACAGAAUGAUAUGUCUGCCGAUGAGACUUUAAAAGAUAAAAUUAUUCACCCUCCUUUAUCUGAUUCCCCUCCAACAAUUAACGAUUUAACAAUUGAAGUAUAUGUCAAUACCUCCAAAAAAAUUGAUAACUUAUUACAAACUGAAUUAAAUAACUCUCCCUUCUGUAACUUAAUAUCCCCUUUAAAUAUUUCCCCGCAGUAUAAAAAUUGCAAAAAUCUUGUAAUCCCUCCCUUUAAACAAAAUGAUAAACCGGGCUGCAUAAAUAGUUUUGAUGAAGUCAAUAAACAUUCUCAAUCUUAUAAGUUUGCAAAAGAGAUAGUCAAUUUAUCAGAAGCGUUUCGCCAUUUAGAUGAUCGUUAUUUUCGAAAAAAUGAAUUCCUUUCACAAAUAGGAGUCUUGGAGAAUCGACCUUUAUUAAAAAAAGAUAUUUUGCUUUCCCCAUUAGAGAUAAAUAAAACGGAUUCAGAAAAUAAUUCGAAUAAUCUACUGAAUAACGGGUCAGAGAUGGCAAUAGAAAAUAAAAAGUAUGCUGUAAUUGUUAUUAUUAACAUAAUGUCAGUUGAAUUUUUUAGGGGCCCCGAGAUUUCGUGUAUGCCAUUCCAUAAAGCCUUUAUUGAGGCUGUCGAAUUAUCCAAACGCAACAUAUAUUCGCAAUUAGAAAACGUAGUUCCUGAGGGAACUUCGGCAAAGAAGCGAUAUACUUUAAAAAACUUUAGAUGCAAAGAAAUAAAUGAUAUAUCCAACGACUCCAAUGGUUUAUUUGGUAUGUGUAAAAUUGAUGAAGAUAUUUCUCCUGAAAUUGAGAAAAGGCAAUAUUCCUCAAUUUUGGAAUAUUUAAAAUCAUCAGAUAAAAAUAAUGAAUUGAAAAAAAGUGGCACCCACCUCCAAAAUAAAUCCUAUAGAGUGAAAUUUAGUUCUAAUCCUAUUCAAAUUUUUAAUACUUAUUCGAUUUCGGAAUAUGAUAGAAAAAAUGAAGAAAUAAAUCCUUUGUUGGCAUCCGCAGAAUACGAACUUGAAAAAAGAUUAGAGAAUAUGGAUAUAUUUCCCGUGGAAUUAGUAAGAGAUCAAGGAGGAUUGGGUAUCAACAUAAUUGGGUUAGGCAUUGGGUCAGAAAUUGGUAUGCAAAAACUAGGCAUUUUUGUUAAAGGGCUAACACCGAACGGUUCGGCCUUUAAAGACGGAAGAAUUAAAGUUUAUGACCAAAUUAUAGAGGUAGAUGGAAAAAGUUUAGUAGGAGUUACGCAAGAAUAUGCUUCUGAAGUUUUGACAAAAACCCAUGGUUUAGUAAAAUUUAUGAUUGGUAGAGAAAAGCUACAUGAUCUUGAAAAGAAUGACACUAAUAGCUCUUACCAAAGCAUCAUUCAUAACAAUCUUCACUAUGACGAUUAUUAUACGGAUAUGUCAAAAUGUGAGUUACCGUUUGAACAUAUAAAGCACAAAAAACUUCUAAAGUCUGGUUCCUAUGAAGAUGAAUCAAAAAUAUCUAUACUAUUGAAAACGGUGAAGGAUGAUUAUGAUUCAUUAAAAUUUGUAAAUUCGGAAAAUCCCACCAAAUAUGCAAAUAAAAUGAUGUUUGAAAGGCUGGAUGGUUUAAAAAUCAAGCACGAUCGGUUUCAGCGGUGCCGCCAUAAGACUACAAACUCAGAUGGUGUUAAAGAUUCUGAUAAAGAGAUUAUUUCUGUACCAAAAGAUAAACAACUUAGUAAUGGUAAAAUUGGAAAUAAAAAUUUUUCGCAACAUACGAUCAAAGAAAAUGUCAAGAACCCUGACAGGAAUAGGGACAAAAACAAAAAACCUAAAACAACAUAUUCUCUUAAAAACUUAGGAUCAUUAGGACGGAAGCAAGGCAACGAAUUAAUAACCCAUUUAAAACAAAAUAAACAAUUAUUAAAUGAUGCAUUUAAACAUAACUCAUAUAAAAGUGGCUCCAAUGAUAAUAUCAAUGCAUAUAAUGAAGAUCCUCCUGAAUCAAAAUCUAACAAGGAAAUAACUGCGAAAUACGAUGCAGCUAAAGGCCUAAUAUUAGCCUAUCAAAAUAAACAUAAGUACCUUCUGGAAAAUUAUAAUCAACAAAAUAGACAAUACCAAGAUAUGAUUAAAUCCUUGGAGGGUCGGGUGAAGACGUUGGAAAAGUUUUUGAAAGAUGUGCCAAACGAACCAAUAAGAAAUAACGAUUUGAGAAAGAAAUUCAGCUCAUGGAGAACGGAACAUCACUUAAAUAAAGAACAAUAUAACAAUAUGUCAAAUAUGUCGCAAGGAAAAAAGUUGAAAGAGUUGUUGAACGGUAAAAUGACAAAAAUAUGGCGUAAAAAGCAUUAUUUGUUGAAAAAAAUGAUAUCAUCAGGAAAAUCAAGUCUUAUUAGACGAUCAUAUGAACAUAUGGACACGCUGGAAGAGUCAGAUUUGUUCAAUAAUGACAUUGACGAAAACGAUAAUAUAAUGAAUGAAUCAUUGUUUAUGGAAUCUGGUAUGAGCAAUGAAAUACAAGCUUAUUUGCGUCAGCCCAUGAAUGGCUAUAUUAAUAGUGAAAGAAAACUCCUACCGGUAAAAGUGGAAUUACCGUUGUAUCUAAGCGGUUUAGAAACUUGUGAUGAUGAUAUAAACGAAGUAACUGGCAAUCAAAUUAUCAAUGGGAAAAAAAAUUCUUCUUAUCAUAAAAUUGAAUUGGAACAUCAAAUUGAAUUGGAACAUAAACUUGAUUUAAAUAAUUAUAUCGAUAAAACUGUUAUAAAUGAGAUAUUACUUACUUGCCAAGCAACACCUUCAUUACUGACAAACACAUAUAUGACAUCAUCCUCAAUUUUAAAAAAUAAGAGUACAUAUAACAUAAAGGACCUCUUAUGUCCUGUAUCCAUUCCUCUAAAUGAUUCCAAAAAUGUUAAUGUAAAUAAUUUAAAUCAAACUAAUUUAGUUAUUGAAUCAAAAUGUCCUUCAUCAACAUCCCCAGAUUCUGUAUCGUUAAUAUCAGAGGAGGAGUCUCUAAAAAAAGAUAUGAACCAUAUAGUAAAUUUUCAUACAAUUCAUCAUAAAAAUCAAACAUUCCAUGAAGAAAACAUUAUUAAUGUAACUACAAAUAAUAGUGAUGAUUUUAGUAAUAUAAGAAAUGAUUUUGAUGUUCGAAAUAAUGAUAUAUUAGUAAUUAAUGUAAAUAUCAAAAAUACUUCCGAACAAAUUAUAAAUGACACUUAUAAUACAUCUGGAUUAGAUAAAGUUGAUGAUGGAUUUUAUUCUAAAAUCUCAAACAUAUAUUAUGCGAAUGAGUCAAAAAUUGAUAACUCGGUUGAUGAUAAAUCUAAAAUCGAUGAAUUAGAAUGUAAAAAAUCUCCCAUAAUUUUCCAUGAACGCUUAAAAGAAACACCCUACAAAAAGGACUCGUUAAAAUUUAAUACGGACAAUGAAGAUAAGGAUGAUGAUCCAUUGCUAAACUUAUUCGAAAAAUCUGAUUUUUCAUUAUCAGACGAAAUUAUUGGUAUGCUUGAAAGUCGUUUGAAUCCUAUAUUAGGUACAAAUUAUUAG